UCCUGGCAGUCAGCCUGCUUUAGAGACCAUUAACCAAAAAUCCCUUGGUCCACACCCUUUCUAAAUUUAGGCAUUCAUUCAGAGUCUCAAACUCUAAGAGCCAGUCAGGACACGGGUUGCUCUUUCUGGGAUAGGAGUACAUUCUGGAGCAGAUACUUUACUCCUAGCUUAUUAUUUGACCUUGAGACCUGUGGUUGGUAUUGUGAAGUCGUACAUACACUACAAGUGACUUUUUUGUUGUAAAAAGUGCUCUUCUUAAGACAGUUUACAAAAAGGAAAAGGAGAAGGAGUGAGUGAGUAAAUGAAGAGAGGGGAAGAGAGGAGGAAAAAAGUUUCUAUUUUAGCAGCUGACGGGGGAAAAACACCCAAUGAAAUAAGGUCAUAGCUGACUUCUGAAUGGUUCUGGACUUGUUUCUUGACACUGGCGACUUGUCUUCUAAGACCAUUAUGUAGAUCUUCAAUGGAACUGCUCUGUUACUUUGUUCUGAUUCCAAAAGUAAAAAGGAACAACUGCACUCUAGGGGAAUUUUGUUGAAUAAGGUAGUACUUAUGCCUCUGCUAUCCAGAGUCACAUUUCGACUGAGUUUCUUUUGAGUUUUGCAGUCCUUUUUGCUCUCAGUAAGAGAGAAUGUGCCAGGACUCCUCAAGUAGCUUAAUUGCUCUGGUCAUUUAUCUCUUUCUUGAGGACCAGCUUUAAAAAUCAUUUUGAUACUCAAAAAAAAAAAAAUUAAAGUAACAAACUGUUUCUUUAUAAUAGAACUUCUAGUUAGUUGGUUUGCUGGUGUCUACAUUGGUUGGCUAUUUCCUGAGAGACCUGUCAUUCUGUCUUUGUUGCCACUGGUUAUUUUUAAGUACUUUGACUCAUUAAAAACGUUUUUGGCUUUUAAAGGAUGGCCAUGAAAAUGAGCACAACUGUCCUUAUUUUUGACUCGUGAAGAACUUUAAUGUAUUUAGAAAUAAUGCAUUCAUUAUUCUCUUAAUUUACAAGAUGAAGUAAACAAGCUCCAGUGCUCCCCACCCCACCACCACACCAGUAAAAUUGCCAGUCUAAAAUCCGUUCAUGUCUUCUUCAUCUCUGCUUUUGCUUUUAAUAGUAUAAAUUCUCUAGUAUGGUCUUCAUUACUCACAUCACUUCUCAGGAUCUGUGAGCCUGGGUAGGGGUGGGAUCGUUUUCUUGUUUGGGGUCUGUAAUUAAAUGAGACCUCAAACAAACCUUUUAGGAAAACAAUACAUCUGUCAUCACCAUAGGGAAAAAGAAACAACAGAAGUAUCCCACCUUCCGUCAGCUUAAAACCCUAAGGUUGUCAAUCUGAGCUUUGGUCCUUAAAAGGAAGCAGUGUUCACAUUCACCUGUUCCUGGUAUUAUAAACCUAGUUUGCUUUCAAUUUCUCGUAAUUUUGAGACCAGAAAGAAACCUUUACUAUGCCCCAAUUACUAUAGAAACCUCUCCAUACUUUUAAAUUUGCAUUUUUGAAUGUAAGCUGUAGUUUGCAAUUCUUAAUAUUCACCAAUAAAUGUUGUACCCUACUGAUUCUCUUUGUAUAAUGAAUAUGCAGAGCACACGGGUAUUGUAAAUCAUUUAAAAAACACUGCGGGAAAGUCACAAGGCCAAGAAACUUACUGUAUGUAUACCAGGAGAAACAUAUUUCGAAUAAAUCAACAUAGCUACAUGCUAAAUGGAGCUACUUUCAUAACUGAGUAGGUGACACCAUUUUGACUGAAUAUUGGCAAUUACAUAUCUCCUCUAUAAUUUACCUUUUUAUUUUCUUUCCCUUACAACUUUUAGGUAGAACUUUAGACUUCAUAGCACUGAAUUAACCUGCACUGAAAGCUGUUUACCUGCAUUUGUUCACUUUUGUUGAAAGUGACCAUGUCUCAAGUUCAAGUGCAAGUUCAGAACCCAUCUGCUGCUCUCUCAGGGAGCCAAAUACUGAACAAGAACCAGUCUCUUCUCUCACAGCCUUUGAUGAGUAUUCCUUCUACUGCUAGCUCUCUGCCCUCUGAAAAUGCAGGUAGACCCAUUCAAAACUCUGCUUUACCCUCUGCAUCUAUUACAUCUGCCAGUGCAGCUGCAGAAAGCAUAACCCCUACUGUAGAACUAAAUGCACUGUGCAUGAAACUUGGAAAAAAACCAAUGUAUAAGCCUGUUGACCCUUACUCUCGGAUGCAGUCCACCUAUAACUACAAUAUGAGAGGAGGUGCUUAUCCCCCAAGGUACUUUUACCCAUUUCCAGUUCCACCUUUACUUUAUCAAGUGGAACUUUCUGUGGGAGGACAGCAAUUUAAUGGGAAAGGAAAGACAAGACAGGCUGCGAAACAUGAUGCUGCUGCCAAAGCAUUGAGGAUCCUGCAGAAUGAGCCCCCAUCGGAGAGGCUGGAGCUCGGGAAUGGCAUCCGAGAUCAUCAUCUCCUCAAAAGAGGAGACUUGGCCAAUGCCCAGGUUCUUCUCGAUGCCCUUUUUCCCAAGCAGCAGUGGUGUGGAGAAGGAGAAGAAGCGGGCGCCGGCAUACGCCAUGGAGAGGGUGGCGGAGCCUGCUCCGGCUUUAGCCUUGACUACCUCCGUGCUGGCCUCCUGGAUCCGCCCAGUGAGCGCCGUCAGCUGGUCCUGGGGAAAGUCCACCUUGGGGGUGCACUGAGAGAUCAGGGGGAUGAUGGUCUUCCCGGCAUGGCCACCAGUGACAGGGACGUUGACUCGAGCUGGAUCCAAACCCUUCAGCUCUGCAACAAAGGUGUUGGCUCUGACGAUGUCCAGGGUCGUCACGCCGAAGAUCUUGCUGGGGUUGUACACUCCGUGCUUCUUGAAAACUUCUGCUGUGAUGGGGAUGGUGGAGUUAACCGGAUUGGCAAUGAUGCAGAUCAUGGUUUCUGGGCAGUGCUGGGCACAGGCAGCAGCCAGCGUGGCCACAAUCGUGGCAUUGGUGUUAAACAGCACAUUGUUCUGGGCCGAGGUGCCGAAGCUGCGGCGGAGAGCAGCGCUGGCAGGCCAGGCGAGGGCGGAAAGCAUGGCUGGAGCGGGAGGGGCGCCGACGGGCAGACACAGGAGCUGCUGACAGAAACCAGUUGGAGAAGUAAGAAGAAAGGCGAGAAAGCAUUUGAAAUGAUCCCUGCUUCAUUUCAUUUAGUAGGCCGUGUCCUUGAUUCCCCUUCCCUUUGUCUGUGUGAAGUGUGCCAGCCAGUGUGCCUUGCAGCUUUUAAUAAGUGUCUGUCCGCUUUCACUCAGUCUUUCCCUCUGAAACAGGUGGCCCGGGAGAGUGGCCCACCCCACAUGAAGAACUUUGUGACCAAGGUUUCGGUUGGGGAGUUUGUGGGGGAAGGUGAAGGGAAAAGCAAGAAGAUUUCAAAGAAAAAUGCCGCCAUAGCUGUUCUUGAGGAGCUGAAGAAGUUACCGCCCCUGCCUGCAGUUGAACGAGUAAAGCCUAGAAUCAAAAAGAAAACAAAACCCAUAGUCAAGCCACAGACAAGCCCAGAAUAUGGCCAGGGGAUCAAUCCGAUUAGCAGACUGGCCCAGAUCCAGCAGGCAAAAAAGGAGAAGGAGCCAGAGUAUAUGCUCCUCACAGAGCGAGGCCUCCCGCGCCGCAGGGAGUUUGUGAUGCAGGUGAAGGUUGGAAACCACACUGCAGAAGGAGCGGGCACCAACAAGAAGGUGGCCAAGCGCAAUGCAGCUGAGAACAUGCUGGAGAUCCUUGGUUUCAAAGUCCCGCAGGCGCAGCCCACCAAACCAGCACUCAAGUCAGAGGAGAAGACACCCAUAAAGAAACCAGGGGAUGGAAGAAAAGUAACCUUUUUUGAACCUGGCUCUGGGGAUGAAAAUGGGACUAGUAAUAAAGAGGAUGAGUUCAGGAUGCCUUACCUAAGUCAUCAGCAGCUGCCUGCUGGAAUUCUUCCCAUGGUGCCCGAGGUCGCCCAGGCUGUAGGAGUUAGUCAAGGACAUCACACCAAAGAUUUUACCAGGGCAGCUCCGAAUCCUGCCAAGGCCACGGUAACUGCCAUGAUAGCCCGAGAGUUGUUGUAUGGGGGCACCUCGCCCACAGCCGAGACCAUUUUAAAGAAUAACAUCUCUUCAGGCCACGUACCCCAUGGACCUCUCACGAGACCCUCUGAACAACUGGACUAUCUUUCCAGAGUCCAGGGAUUCCAGGUUGAAUACAAAGACUUCCCCAAAAACAACAAGAACGAAUUUGUGUCUCUUAUCAAUUGCUCCUCUCAGCCACCUCUGAUCAGCCAUGGUAUCGGCAAGGAUGUGGAGUCCUGCCAUGAUAUGGCUGCGCUGAACAUCUUAAAGUUGCUGUCUGAGUUGGACCAACAAAGUACAGAGAUGCCAAGAACAGGAAACGGACCAAUGUCUGUGUGUGGGAGGUGCUGAACCUUUUCUGGCCAUGAACCAUUAUAAAAUCCCAACAUAUAUACUGAAAAUACUGAAACUGCUUUGAAAAUUUGGAAUUUCUGAUACCUCCAGUGGGCCGAGAGACAUGGUGGGUAAAGGAUGUGGGCAGCAGCAGGGAAGACAACAGACACGAGGCGGCGGCUGUGGCCGGGCUGGACUGUGCUGGGGUUUGUUGUGACGGCCACUCGGUGACCUGGUGGUCCCUAUGCAAUAGCAGCUGCCUGUGGGGAAGAAGGGCAGCCCAGCCAGCUGGUUCUCCCGGGACACCAGCAGAUCCACACCCUGGGCACCUCCGUGUUUGGUCUUUUUCCCCCUGUGUGAAAGAAGAAACAGCGUGACCCUUUCUCAGGCUGGCUCACUCAGACACAUGGGGACAAACCCUGGACAGCCAUGCCAGAGAGAGGCCUUUGACCGGCCCCAGAGCUAAAAGCACCAGAGAAAAUCAAAUGCUUCCUACUCAGCGUGACCCAACUUUUCUAGCGUGCUAUGGCCCCACCACCUCCUGCAGUACCCACACCAUCACCACUGCUUUCUCUUCCAACAGUGAUCUGUAUUCUUAGUUUCAUUAUUUUCUUUUGAUUGAUAUGACACUAUAUAAAAUUUUCAUUUGAGAGUUUCUCAAUUGUAUCUAGUUAUAUAGCACAGUUUGGAAACUUGUCUGAGACUGACUUUAUCAAUAAUCUAACCGACAAAGAUCAUAUCCAUGUGUAUGUGGUUAGAUAUUUUUAUUUAAUUGACUAACCCAGGACAAUUUCAGUGAUGCAAAUUGUGUGCCCUCUGGUUCAGCUGAAACAGUCCUGGACUUUCAAAAACCUUGAAUAAGUCUCCCACAGUUGUAUAAAUUGGACAAUUUAGGAAUUUUAAACUUUAGAUGAUCAUUUGGUUCCAUUUUUAUUUCAUUUUUAUUUUUGUUAAUGCAAACAGGACUUAAAUGAACUUUGAUCUCUGUUUUAAAGAUUAUUAAAAAAAAAUUGUGUAUCUAUACAUACAGCUCUUGAGGACUUAGCUUUCACUACACUACAGGAUAUGAUCUCCAUGUAGUCCAUAUAAACCUGCAGACUGAUUUUCCAGAGUGCUCGAUACUGUUAAUUACAUCUCCAUUAGGGCUGAAAAGAAUGACCUACAUUUCUCUAUACAGCUGUGUUGCUUUUGAUGUUGUGUUAUUGUACACAGAAGUGUGUGCACUGAGGCUCUGCGUGUGGUCCGUAUGGAAAGCCUGGUAGCCCUGCGAGUUAAGUACUGCUUCCAUUCAUUGUUUACGCUGGAAUUUUUCUCCCCAUGGAAUGUAAGUAAAACUUAGUGUUUGUCACCAAUAAAUGGUAAUACUAAAUUUUUUUGUUAAUUUAUUCUCAAAUGCCACUACUGCUAGGUUGGUCCCCUCCCAACUUGCCCCUAUCCUUUUAUUUUUAAGAAAAAACUUUGUAAUGCUUGUGAUUCCAUCUGGGCAAAAAUCUGAAGAUCUGAAAUAACUUUAUAUCAAACCAUUGAUCAAUAAACAGCUACUAAUGAA
This is a messenger RNA of Piliocolobus tephrosceles (Ugandan red Colobus), 5894 nucleotides long. It is a transcript of the gene STAU1, whose product is annotated as staufen double-stranded RNA binding protein 1. Gene Ontology annotation, cellular component: neuron projection; cytoplasmic stress granule; neuronal cell body. The coding region runs from base 1871 to 4363 and encodes 830 amino acids. Gene Ontology annotation, biological process: intracellular mRNA localization; anterograde dendritic transport of messenger ribonucleoprotein complex; germ cell development. The record is from RefSeq and is a predicted model, not a curated record. Gene Ontology annotation, molecular function: mRNA binding; double-stranded RNA binding. The transcript is spliced from 14 exons. Lineage: Eukaryota; Metazoa; Chordata; Mammalia; Primates; Cercopithecidae.